Molecule: messenger RNA, 1164 nt
Organism: Monoraphidium neglectum
Lineage: Eukaryota; Viridiplantae; Chlorophyta; Chlorophyceae; Sphaeropleales; Selenastraceae
Exons: 6
Coding region: 1-1164 (387 amino acids)
Biological process (GO): protein phosphorylation
Molecular function (GO): ATP binding; protein kinase activity
Source: RefSeq, a predicted model, not a curated record
AUGGUCAAGCGCCACCACAAGCACCACCGCUGCGGCGGUGGCAAAGAUGAUAGUGGCAGCCUCCAGGCCGCAUUGCCCACUGCCCCAGCACAGCGGCAGCAGGGACGGCAGCAGCAGCAGCAGCAGCAGCAGCAGCAGCAGCAAGAGCAAGGCGCACGCGCUGUUGUGACCCGCAACAGGGGCCGGGCGGUUGCCGUGUGCGAGCAAGUCUGCAAGGCCAAAGGCGCCUGCACCGUGGUGGCGGGGCAGCAGCAGUUCCGAGCACCCACCGCGAGCUGCGUUGGUGUCGAGCUGACUCCCCAGCAGGUGACUGCUGCCACCACUGGCAGGCGCUCCAAGGUCAUCGGCACGGGCAGCUUUGGCAAGGUGUUUGCGGCCGACCUGCCACCCCUUGGCCGUGUCGCCAUCAAGGUGGCCUCUGCUGGUGCAGAGCGCGCCCUGGCAGCGGAGGCCUUCCACCUUGGGCAUUGCGCCCACCCUGCCAUCGUCCGCGCCCUCGGCAGCUGCUGGACGCCCGGCUGCUCGGCGCUUGCGCUGGAGCAUCUGGCAGGCGGCUGCCUUGACGACCGAUUCGGAGCAGGCCCCCACACCAUGGAACCGGGUGCAGUGGCUACAACCACUGGCAAGGGACGCCGCGCGCCCUUGACGUGGCACGAGCGGCUGCGUGUGUGCUACCAGGUGGCGUCCGCACUUGCCUACCUGCACGGAAGCCUGCGCAUAGUGCACUGCGAUAUCAAGCCCGGCAACAUACUGCUGGAUGCGGCCAGCAAUGCAAAGCUGAUUGACUUUGGCGUGGCACGCCCCGUGGCGGGCGACAUCCAUGCGGCAGCAGCAGCCGCGGCGGCUGUCGCGCGGCAGCAUGGUGCGGGCCCGGGGCAGCGCGACAGUGGCGCUAGAGCUGUUGGCGGCGGCGGCACGGCGGCGGCACACCUGCGCGCGCUGGCUGUUGGGGUCGCCAAUGGCGGUGUUGCGCAGAUGCAUGGCUGGUGCGGCACCAGGGAUUACCUGGACCCCUUGUUUGAGCAGCUGGGCCAGAUGUGUGAGAAGUCGGACGUGUACUCCCUGGGUGUGAUCAUGGUUCAGCUGCUGUUUGACUGCUGCGAGCCACGGGAGGCCAAGAGGGUCGCCAUGCACCAGCAGCAGCAGCAGCAGCAGGAGCAAUAG